AUGGUUCAUCAGGAUCAGGGAAAGCUGGUGCAGGUGGUGGCCGUGGACGUUGGACUUGUGGCGCCGCCGAGCAGGUACGUGCUAAGCGAGGAGAACCGGCCGACCACCGUCGAACAGCAAGCCAAGCUGGUCAUCCCCAUCGUGGACGUGAGCCGUCUGGCCAAGCCCGAUGAUGUUGAGGAGGCGGCCAAGCUUCGCUCUGCGCUCCAGUCAUGGGGCCUCUUUGUGGUGACCGGCCAUGGCAUGCCAAAGGAGUUCCUGGACGAGAUCCUUGAGGCGUCGAGGAAGUUCUUCCACCUGCCGCUGGAGGAGAAGCUGAAGUGCGGCAAUGUGAUCGACGGCAUCAUGUUCCAGAAUGAAGGGUACGGCAUCGACCGCAUCGACUCCGACGAGCAGAUCCUCGACUGGUGUGACCGGCUCUGGCUCCAGCUCCAGCCGGAGGACGAGAGGCGGCUCCAGUUCUGGCCACAGAAUCUAAGGGAUCCCCUACACGAGUACACCUUAGAGAGUGGGAGAGUGACCAUGGAUGUGCUGAAGGCCAUGGCAAAGCUUCUGAACCAGGAGGAGAACUUCUUCAUCAACAUGGUGGGUGAGAGGUUCAAGUCAUACUCGAGGUUCACCUACUACCCUCCCUGCCCACGACCGGACCUCGUGAACGGGCUGAAGCCGCACACCGACAACUCCGUCAUCACACUCCUCCUCAUGGACAAGGACGUCGGCGGCCUCCAGGUGCUCAAGGACGGCCACUGGGUUGAUGUCCCCGUGCUCGGUAAUGACCUGUUGGUCGUCGUAGGCGAGGGCAUGGAGAUCGUCAGCAAUGCAAUCUUCAAGGCGCCAUGGCACCGCGUGGUGACGAGCGCCGAUAAGGAGAGGCUGUCACUGGCGAUGUUCUACCAGCCGGAGCCGGAGAGGAUCAUAGGGCCGCCGGGGGUGCUGGUUCACGAGAAGCGCCCGGCCAUGUUUAAGAAGUGCCUGGUCCAGACCUUGGCCGAUGGAUAUUGGGAUGCGUUUGCAGCGGGAGAUCGCACCGUCGACUUCCUCAAUGUCAGGAUCAAUGCUGAGGCCGACGCCGAACUAGAGGCGCGUGCAGUGGUUGCAAACAACUAA
This is a messenger RNA of Triticum turgidum subsp. durum (durum wheat), 1107 nucleotides long. The record is from the annotation of a GenBank genome assembly. NCBI's taxonomy places the organism in Eukaryota, Viridiplantae, Streptophyta, Magnoliopsida, Poales, Poaceae.